AUGUAUCGUCAAUUUCUCAUAAGACCCGAAGAUCGUCGGUACCAGCGAAUAUUGUGGCGAGACAACGACGACAAGAUAAAAACCUACGAACUUAACACCGUCACGUUCGGAUUAUCUCCCGCACCGUUCCUCGCCAUCAGGAGCAUUCAACAGUUAGCGGACGACGAAAGAGUUGAGGCUCCAGUCGCGGCAACCGUUCUGCAGCGCGACCUAUACGUAGACGAUUUGUUGACCGGAGCGGACACUUACACAGAAGCAAUAAAUCUACGGGAACGAACAAUCAGGCUUCUUAAAUUGGGUGGAUUGCACAUUCGGCAGUGGGCUUCAAACGAACCACGACUUCUAACAGGACUUCCGGUAGCCCAAAUACACACCAAAUAUUUCGGAGACACAACGGUCAAGACUCUCGGCGUCUCGUGGCACGCGCGCGACGACCACAUCACCUACUCGGUGGAUCCGAAUAUCGAAACAAGAGUAACGAAGCGAACAAUCUUGUCCACCAUCGCGAAGAUAUUCGAUCCUUUAGGUCUGCUGGCACCUGUUAUUACGACUGCGAAGCUACUGAUGCAGCAACUAUGGCAACUGCAAUUGGCCUGGGACGAAUCCUUACCAGCCAGCAUCCACACCGAAUUGACCACCUACGUCAAGGAGUUGCCACUGCUAAAUCGGACAUCAUUCGAGCGACAUGUCUGUCAACGCGCCAUGCACGCCGUAGAAUUGCACGGAUUCUGCGACGCAAUGGUCCUGAGCUGGCUGAGGAAAGAGCCAUGCACGCUAAAAACGUUCGUAGCAAAUCGAGUGUCCGAAAUCCAACAGAAAACGGGCAUCGCAGUGUGGCAUCAUGUCCAAUCAGGAGACAAUCCAGCGGAUCUGAUAUCGCCGAGGACAGUCAUCUGCAGAAUUUUUAAACGAUUCUCUCUGGCGUCACGGACCAGCAUGGCUCGCCAACAACGUCGCGGAUUGGCCCAAGUCACGAUUCAUCAUCACCUCAGAGGUUCCGGAAACCCGUUCGCGCGCAUGUUUCGCGACCACAAUCGUUCGCAGCGAAGAAAUCUUGAAUCGAAAGGUUCUCGUCGAGAAUUAACACUAUCUGCCGAAGAAAUCCACUACGCCAACGAACAGAUUUUGAGGCUCGUUCAAGCCUCCUCCUUCGAUCAAGAAAUCCGCGAUCUCAAAACCGGCAGGUCAUUACAUACGAAGAGCCGUCUUCUGCCAUUGCACCCGUUUCUGGACGACAAGGGACUACUUCGCGUCAGCGGUCGGCUACAAAACGCAACCGUGCCAUUCGACCAGAAGCAUCCGAUCCUGCUUCCAAAAAACAAUUAUAUUACCGAUUUGAUAUUGCGUCAAGCCCACGUGGAGGGACACCACUCGGGUGGCCUCCGCGUAAACCCUCCGGCCGUGCAUUAUCUGAUGGGCGCCUUACCUGCGGCACGCGUCUCCGAAUGUCGACCAUUCUACAAUAGCGGCGUCGAUUAUUGCGGACCGUUCCACAUCAAAGAAAAACGUUUUCGAAACCGCAAUCGCCUUAAAAUUUAUGUGGCCGUUUUUAUAUGCUUCGCGACGAAGGCCGUUCAUCUCGAGGUCGUUGGUGAUAUGACCACCGAAGCCUUCAUCGCGGCUUUAAAACGUUUCGUCGCGCGAAGAGGAAUCUGCCGGAACAUAUAUUCGGACAAUGGCACCAACUUCGUAGGCGCCAGCAACGAGAUGGCCGAAGUACAUCAAACGCUAGAGAACGACGAAAAGUUCAACACAUUCGCGAUCGAAGUCGAGGCAAUUUUAAACUCCCGUCCAUUAACUCCUGUGUCAUCUGAUCCCAACGAUCCCUCCGCGUUAACUCUUGCUCAUUUCUUGAUUGGCACUUCUUUAACGAGCAUACCCGAGACCGAUUUCAGCAAUCUUCCCAGCAAUCGGUUGUCAAAUUGGCAACACAUUCAGAAGGUCAAGCAGGACUUCUGGACCAGAUGGCAUAAGGAGUAUAUCCACCAGCUGAACGUGCGAACAAGGUGGAUCAAGGGUUCGCACGAGAUCAAGGAAGGAUCCCUGAUCAUCUUAAAAGAUGAUCAUCUUCCACCGCUACAAUGGCAUCUCGGACGAGUCGAGGAGGUGCAUCCAGGAGCGGACAACAUCAUCCGAGCAGUCACCGUCCGGACCAACCAGGGCACCUACCGACGCAACGUGAAGCAGCUGGCGCUGCUCCCAAUUCCAAACGAGGAACCUCCCCAACGAUAA
This is a messenger RNA of Colletes gigas, 2232 nucleotides long. RefSeq lists its product as uncharacterized. Bases 1 to 2232 code for a protein of 743 amino acids. Gene Ontology annotation, molecular function: nucleic acid binding. Lineage: Eukaryota; Metazoa; Arthropoda; Insecta; Hymenoptera; Colletidae. The transcript is spliced from 5 exons. The record is from RefSeq and is a predicted model, not a curated record.